Molecule: messenger RNA, 381 nt
Organism: Aphanomyces astaci
Lineage: Eukaryota; Oomycota; Saprolegniomycetes; Saprolegniales; Verrucalvaceae
Exons: 1
Coding region: 1-381 (126 amino acids)
Source: RefSeq, a predicted model, not a curated record
AUGACGUGGACGGCUGUGGUCGAAGUGUGGCAUCGGCAGUCCGAUCCCAUUGUCUUGAGCGAUGGGCUCGGGGCUGUGCUGGACCACCCACAAACCCAUGAACAACAUGUCGUGGGUGUUGUACAUGAUUCCCAGCUACUAGUACGUGCUGUUUGCGUUUGCCGAAUGCCUCGUCAACAUCCCGUCGUACGACAUCUUCCACAGCAACAUGCCGUCGCACUGAAGUGCACGGGGCAAGCCACGAAUUCGUACAUGCUGGCGAUGGGCGACAACUUGGCGUCGAUUUUCUCGCUCAGGUUUGCCGCAUUCAUCCCAGACGACUUGAACGACAGUCACUUGGAGUACAUGUGCACAUUGGCAUCACUGGCGUCGCGAUUGUGA